AUGCUGCGACUCCGAAACAGCCUCCUCCCUCUGCUCCGCGCAGCCUCCCCGCUUCCCUCCCCCAUCCACAUCCACCCCUGCGCGUGCCGUCUCCUCUCCACCUCCACUUCCGCGGCCACUGCGGCGUUCUCGCUCGAGGACUACCUUGUCGCCGCCUGCGGCAUCGCACCAGCCCAAGCCCGCGAGGUGUCCAAGAAGGCGCUCCACCAGUUAUCCAAGAUCACACACUCCCGCUUCAUCUCCGCCGCCUCCAACCCCGAUGCCAUCAUCGCCCUGCUCUCCGGCGUCGGCCUCUCCCGCGCCGACAUCGCCGCCGUAGUCUCGGCGAACCCGCUGCUCCUCCGCGCUUCGGUGAAGUGCAUCUCGCCCCGCCUUCUUGCUCUCCGAGACCGGGCCGGUCUUUCUACUCCCCAGAUCGCUCGCUUCCUCCUGGUCAGCCCACAUGCUCUCUGCCGCAGCGACGUCAUUCCCAAGCUUCAGUUCUUCAUCUCCUUCUAUGGCUCGUUUGAGCAGGUCCUGGUGGUCCUAAAGAGGAAUGAUCGCCUCAUGACGGCAAGCCUUGAGAGGUUAAUCAAGCCUAACAUAGCUUUGCUUCGUCAGUGGGGUGUUCGAGAUAUUGUUCAGUUGUGUUCAAACAACGCGUGGGUGCUUACCUUCAACCCGGAACGCGUGAAAGAAUUUUUGCUACGGGCAGAACAACUUGGGGUGCCUCCCACUUCGCGGAUGUUUAGGCACGCGGUGGCGGUCGUCGCCGGUAAACCCAAAGAGAAGGUUGCUGCCAAGCUCGAGUUCUUUAAGAGGACUCUUGGUUGUUCUGAAUCUGAGGUUUCAACUGCAAUGUGCAAGGUGCCAGCUAUAUUAGGAUUGUCUGACGAGAUUCUUCUUCGCAAGAUUGAGUUCCUUGUCAAUGAGGCUGCAAUGGAGCCACGGCACAUUGUGGAAAGGCCUGUCCUGCUGGCAUACAGCCUGGAGAAGAGGCUAGUGCCGAGGCAUUAUGUCAUGAAGGUCCUGCGGGAAAAGGGAUUGCUGAGCAAAAUGAGCCUUUACACACUUGCAAAAUUAGGAGAGGAGACUUUCAAACUGAGAUUCAUCGAUUGUCACAAGGACUCUGUUCCUGGCCUUGCCGAUGCUUAUGCUACAGCUUGUACUGGUAUUGUUGUGCCCUCUAGAGUCUAA
Molecule: messenger RNA, 1176 nt
Organism: Miscanthus lutarioriparius
Lineage: Eukaryota; Viridiplantae; Streptophyta; Magnoliopsida; Poales; Poaceae
Source: the annotation of a GenBank genome assembly